AUGCAAUCAGUUCCACAGAACAUUGCAUUCGCAAAGGAAGAGGAAAACACUCUCAAGUACUGGGAUGAAAUCGACGCCUUCCAGACAUCGCUAAAGAUGUCCGAGGGAAAACCAGAGUUCAACUUCUACGAUGGUCCACCCUUUGCCACUGGUCUACCUCAUUAUGGUCACAUUCUUGCUGGAACCAUCAAGGACACCGUCACUAGAUACGCUCAUCAGACUGGUCAUCACGUCGAGCGUCGCUUUGGUUGGGACUGUCAUGGUCUGCCCAUUGAGUACGAGAUCGACAAACUGUGCGGAGUCAAGACCAAGGACGACGUCAUGAAGAUGGGAAUCCCCAAGUACAACCAGGAGUGCAGGAACAUCGUCAUGAAGUACAGCACUGAGUGGGAGGUCGUCGUCAAGCGACUCGGACGUUGGAUCGACAUGAAGAACAACUACAAGACAAUGAACCCAACCUACAUGGAGUCUGUCUGGUGGGUGUUCAAGCAGCUGCACGAGAAGGGUCUCGUCUAUCAAGGUUUCAAGGUGAUGCCCUACUCGAUCCCUUGCACAACGCCUCUCUCUAACUUUGAGGCCGGCUCCAACUACAAGGAUGUCAGUGACCCCGCCGUUGUCGUUGCCUUCCCAUUGGUUGGUCAGGAGGAUGUUCAACUACUGGCCUGGACCACCACCCCAUGGACACUUCCUUGCAACUUGGCCCUCGUCGUCAAUCCAAAGAUGGACUACGUCAAGAUCUCGGAUUUGGUGCGCAAGAAGACAUUCGUGUUGGCCGAGAAGCGACUCAGCGUUCUUUACAAGGACCUGAAGCCAGAGAACAAGGAGUUCAAGAUCUUGGAGAAGCUCAAGGGUGCUCAGCUCGUCGGAAACCAAUACGUCCCAGUAUUCAACUACUUUGAGUCGGACUCACAGUUGGGCGCCUUCAAGGUGAUCGCCGGUGACUACGUCACAGAGGAGAGUGGUACUGGUAUUGUCCACGCUGCUCCAGCCUAUGGUGAGGAGGAUUUCAACGUGUGUCUGGCCAACGGCAUCAUCAGACGUGACGACUUUAAGCGUGCUUCUCUGAACGCUGUCGAUGUCAAUGGUUGCUACACUUCGGACAUCAAGGACUUUGUUGGACGCUACGUGAAGGAUGCCGACAAGGACAUCAUCAAGAUGCUCAAGGACAAUGGACGUCUCGUCAACACUGGAACAAUCGUUCACAGCUAUCCAUUCUGUUGGCGUUCAGACACACCUUUGAUCUACAAGGCCGUCGGCAGUUGGUUCGUCAGAGUGGAGCAGAUGAGAGACAGACUGUUGAAGAACAACGACCUCACCUAUUGGGUGCCAGACUUUGUCAAGGAGAAGCGAUUCGCCAACUGGCUCAAGUCCGCCACCGAUUGGGCCGUCUCACGUAAUCGUUACUGGGGCACUCCAAUUCCACUGUGGGUCAGUGAGGAUGGAGAGGAGGUCGUCGCAAUUGGCUCAAUCGACGAGCUUGCCGAGUUGUCUGGUGUCCGUGUCACUGAUCUGCACAGAGAGUCCAUCGAUCACAUCACCAUCCCAUCGAAGCAAGGCAAGGGAACACUCAAGCGUAUCGAAGAGGUGUUUGACUGUUGGUUCGAGUCUGGCUCAAUGCCAUACGCCCAACAACACUAUCCAUUCGAGAACAAGGAUCGUUUCGAGAGGAUCUUCCCAGCACAGUUCAUUGCCGAAGGAAUCGAUCAGACCAGAGGAUGGUUCUACACAUUGUUGGUCCUGUCCACCGCACUCUUUGACAAGCCACCCUUCCAGAACUUGAUCGCCAACGGAAUGGUGCUCGCUGCCGAUGGCAAGAAGAUGUCCAAGCGUUUGAAGAACUACCCCGACCCAAUGGACAUUAUCGAGAAGUAUGGCUCUGAUGCUCUCAGACUCUACCUCAUCAGCUCGCCAGUGGUCCGUGGUGACACACUCAAGUUCCAAGAGAAGGGUGUCAGUGACAUACUGAAGGAUGUCUUUUUGCCAUGGUACAACGCCUACCGUUUCAUGGUGCAGAAUGCUAUGCGCCACGAGAAGGUUGCCGGAAAGCCAUUCGUUCCAGACAUUAACAAUGCCUUGGCCUCCACAAACAUCAUGGAUCGCUGGAUACUUGCCAGUUGCCAAUCGUUGAUCAUGUUUGUUCGUGAGGAGAUGGCUGCCUACCGACUGUACACUGUGGUACCCCGUCUCACCAAGUUCAUCGAGGAGUUGACCAACUGGUACGUCCGUUUGAACCGUAAGAGAUUCAAGGGCGCACAGGGAGAGGAGGACGCACUGCACUCUAUAAACAUCCUCUAUGAGAUCUUGCUCAAGGUGUCCAUUGCAAUGGCUCCAUUCACACCAUUCCUGUCGGAGCACAUGUACCAGAACCUCAAGAUGUCUCAGCCAGCAGACAAGCAAAUGGGCUCUGUCCACUUUGAGAUGUACCCAGAACCAAUCAAGGAAGCCUUCAACCCAAGAAUCGAGGAGGCUGUGUCCAGAAUGCAAAUGGUCAUUGAGUUGGGUCGUGCCUCUCGCGACCGUCGCACCAAGCCAAUCAAGAACCCAUUGAAGGACUUUAUCAUCAUCUCGGAGAACAAGCAGUACCUUGACGACCUCGAGAACCUCAAGCAGUAUAUCAUCGACGAGUUGAACGUCGAGCGCGUUGUGCCCACCAACGACGAGAAGCUUGUCACGAUCAUUGCUGAGCCCGACCGCAAGCGUUUGGGUCAGCGUCUCAAGACUGCCAUCAAGGAGGUUUCUGAGAAGAUCGCCAAGCUCACUCAUGACGAGCUGCGUUCCUUCCAAAAGACUGGUGAGAUCACGAUCAGUGGACACCUACUCACAUCAGAGGACAUCAAGAUCAUCAGAAAGUACAACGGCCCAACCGACCAAUUUGAGCCAUCAGGAAACGAUGAGGUGCUCACUGUUCUCGACUUGACCAUCGAUCAGGAUUUGAUCAAUCGUGGAAUCGCCCGUGAGGUGAUCAACCGUGUUCAGCGUCUGAGAAAGAAGGCAGGACUCUCGCCAGACGAUCCCAUCAAGAUGGUGUACAACACCAAGGACAAGGCGAUCCAAACAGCAAUCGACUCUAACCAAGAGUACAUCCUCAGUGCAAUCAUUUACCCAUUGAUCGCCACAGAGGAGGCACCCGCUGACUCUUUUGCCAACGAGGUGGCAUCUGUCUCUAAUGAGAAUGACUUCCAACUCUGGUUCUCCAAGUAG
Messenger RNA from Acytostelium subglobosum LB1, 3201 nucleotides. RefSeq lists its product as hypothetical. The record is from RefSeq and is a predicted model, not a curated record. The transcript has 2 exons. The coding region runs from base 1 to 3201 and encodes 1066 amino acids. NCBI's taxonomy places the organism in Eukaryota, Evosea, Eumycetozoa, Acytosteliales, Acytosteliaceae. Gene Ontology annotation, biological process: isoleucyl-tRNA aminoacylation. Gene Ontology annotation, molecular function: tRNA binding; ATP binding; isoleucine-tRNA ligase activity.